CUUCGUAUCUCCCCUGCCCCUGCCCCCGCCCCCGCUGCCGCCCCCUCCAUCACCAUCUCCCUCCUCCCUCUUCCUCUCCUGCACUCAACUUCAGCCCUCGCCACUUGGCCUGUCACGUUCCCUCACGCGCUGCAUUAUCCUCUUCAAAGCGCAUUGCGCACAUGGCGGCCAACCCCUUCCCGGCGUCAAAGGCGGCGCAGCAUGCCGACCUUUCGUCUCUCAUCGGCCAUGAUGACGGCGGACAGGCCCGCAUGCCCUCCGAGGACACCAUCGCCGCCCUCCUCCACGCCCGCGCUCGUGCAGAGCUUCCUUUUACCCGCGUGUCACCCUCGGGCACCGACUAUGUCGUCGUAAACCCAUUGCGUGUACUCUCGGGCCUCAAUGAGGAACACCGUCGAGGUUACCAGGAGGACAUUGAGCGUCCAGACGGAGGCUUGGGCAACUCGCGCCAGCCCAGCGCUUAUGAGCUGGCUGGCCGUGUGUGGCUUCUCAUGUCUCGCAAGCAGGAGGAUCAGACGGUGCUGUACCAUGGUUUGUCGGGCUCAGGUAAGAGCUCAACAAUGCGGCACACCACGUCACAGAUUAUCCAUCUCGCAUCGACCACCAAGGCGCAGCGCCGCCUCGGCGAUCAGAUCACUCAGCUCCUUACAGUGCUCGAGGCAUUUGGACAUUCGAAGACGGCCCUCAACCCCUCAGCAUCGCAGGUCGGCAAGUACCUCGAGCUACACUUUAGCCCAGAUGGUGCGUUGACAGGCGCCCAGGCGCUGGUCAUGGGGCUCAACAAGUCACGCAUCGGCCAACUGUUGCACGAGGAACGCACAUUCCAUGUUUUCUACCAGCUGCUCGCUGGCGCAACGCCAAUGGAACGUGAAGAGCUCGGCAUUGAUGACCCGGAUAUGUACGCGCUGCUCGCGUCCAGCGGGUGCUACAACUUGCCCAACGGGCCCUUCUCCGAUGACGCGACACAGCUCGGCGAGCUACGCGCGGCAUUCGCAUCGCUGGGGUUGAAGCCCAAGCACGUCAGGUCCAUUUUCUCCGUGCUCGUCGCUAUCCUGAACCUCUCCAACCUUACGUUUACCGACACCCGCCAAGCCGGCUCGCUGGGCAUGACUUCUUUCGAGGAGCGCACCCAGGUUGUUGAGCACGAGCUUCUCAACCACGUCUCGAUUCACCUCGGUGUUGACCCUGAGGAGCUCGCCGAAGUUCUGACCAACAGGACCAAGUGGGUCUCGCACGACCUAGCCUCCGUCUUCCUUGACGCCGAGGGUGCGGCUAGCCAGCGCGACUCGCUCAUGCGCGACCUGUACGCCAUUUUGUUCGCAUUCGUCCUUGAGAUGGCCAACAAGCGUCUUGCGCCCGAUUCGGUAUCGCUGCAGAUAGCCCAGCUCGACCUUCCCGGCUGGCAGAGCCGCACGCUGGCUGCCGAGGUCGACCCACGGCGGCAACAUCUUCUCACGGCCGCCCCGCUGAUCCAAGCCAACGGACAGAACGGCUUCUACGAGUUCAGCGUCAACUUUGCCAGCGAGGUGCUUCACUCGUACAUGCUUCGCCGGACAUUCGACGACGACCUCAGCUGGAACGCUGACAUUGUUGCGGACGGAGUCAAGCUUCCCGCAGUGCAGACCUUGAACAACAUCGGCUGCGUUGAGCUGCUUCGCGGCGGCGUCAUGGGCAUCCCACAGCUGGCUGCCAACCCCACGGGCAUGAUUGGCCUGCUCGCCCAGGCUGGCGAGCGGUACAAGGGCGAGGACCGGGAGGAGGUCAAGGCCGACGUCGUGACUCGUGGCUUUGCCUCUACCUUCACGGGACACCCAUCAUAUAUUCCCAAGCCUGGGUUUGGUCUCGGCCCCACACCGCGCGAGGGGCGCAUGUUUGGUAUCAACCAUUGGGCAGGCCAGGUGUCAUACGACGCCACCGACUUCCUCGACCGCAACGCCGACGUGCUCGACAAGCAGCUUGUCAACCUCCUCCGCGGUUCGGUGGACCCCUUCAUCACCAAGCUGGUGUCGGGACCCGCUCUCGCUACGGAGGGACACCCGUUGGAUUCCGAGAUUGUCGUCGAGGCCCAGGUAUCCGUCUCGCCUCUGCGUACCCCCACCGCCGUCGAUGCCCACCGCAUGGCUGGCACUCCCGCGCAGAAGUCGGCUCACUGGCCCAUUGACGACGGGUGCCCUCAGCCGGUCACGGCGCAGAUCAACGGCACACUGUCCACCCUGUUCGACACAAUUGACCGCACACGCGUCUGGGGUGUGCACUGCUUGCGGCCCAACGACUCCGGUCACGCCAACUCGUUUGACAGGCGACGCAUCAAGGCACAGGUCCGCUCGCUUCUCCUACCCGACCUAAUCAACCGCCGUCAAAUUGACUACGUCGCUGAAAUUCCUCUGGAGGACUUCUGCGUCCGCCACUCGCUCCCCGCCGAUAACGUGCACGAGCACGUUGAAGAGUUUGCGCGCUCGCAUGGCUGGAUGCCUGGAGCUGACUAUUCAAUCGGCAACAGCCGGGUGUGGCUAUCGUUCUCGGCAUGGCGCGAGCAGGAGGACCUCAUCCGCGCCACCGAGUCGCGUCGCGGCAGCGGCGAGGAGACCUUGACCGACGAGGAGAAUACUUACCCUCCGCACCAGCAGUUUGACUCGCGAAUGGGCAGCAGCGUCGGGCACUACGGUACCACCGAAAGCAUGGACAACUUGCUGGCGCGCCAGGGGACACAGGGCACCCAGGGGUAUCGCGGGUACGACAGCUACGGUGCCAGCCCCGAACCCGGGGCUGACGGCAUAUACGCUGCUCGGGGCGGCCAGUUCUCCUACGACGAGCUGCCUGAAGCAGAGAAAGCAGGGCACGCUGGUGGCGACACUUUGGCGCGCAGCGACACAAAGGGCUUUGUCACGAAAGAAAAGAAGCACCACACGACCGAGGUCAUCGCUACGUCGCGGGCGCGCCGCUGGUGGAUUUACAUCACGUGGAUGUUCACCUGGUGGAUCCCAAGCUUCCUGCUCAAGUCGAUUGGUCGCAUGAAGCGUCCUGAUGUCCGCAUGGCCUGGCGCGAAAAGGUCACCAUCUGCAUGAUGAUCUUCAUCGUGUGCGGCACCAUCAUCUUCUACAUUAUCGGGUUUGGCCGAAUCCUCUGCCCCGACAUGGACAAGGCGUGGAACAGAGUGGAGCUCGCGACGCACCAGGGCGAAAAUGACUAUUUUGCAGCCAUCGCGGGCAACGUCUACGACUUCACAAAGUUCUGGGAUAACGAUCACUCGGAUGUUGCCUCGCUGACUGUCUCGGGCGAUGUCAUGAUGCAGUUCGCCGGCGGAGAGCUCACUCGCUACUUCCCCAAGCCGCUGUACCAGGCAUGCCCGCAGCUUGUUGACAACGACCGGCUCGUCCUGCAAAUGGCCAACUUUACUCCUCUCGACCCGCGGGCUGUCCACACUUCGGGCCCACUACAGAGUGUCCCAGAGACCGCCAUGACGAAUCCCCGAUGGUGGUGGGAUGACCUCAGCCCGUUCCUAAAGAAGAUCUACAAGGGCCAGCUCGUUUGGACCAGGGGCGAGAUUGAAUCGGGCGCCAAGGACGAGGACAAGAAGUAUUGGGUCGUUUACCACCGAAAGGUGUACGACAUUUCGGACUAUGUGGCUACACUCAGCCUCUACGCCGGUGCGGCCAACGAUGGAUACGCCUUCCUUAACAGUGAGAUCACCAAGAUCAUCCAGCAAAACACUGGUCGAGACGUCAGCACGCAGCUUGAUGAGGUGCUCGCGGGCCUCUCACAGGAGGAAGCAGACAACAACAUGAACUGUCUUGACGCUGUUUUCUACUACGGGAUCAUUGACUUCCGUAAGGACGCCAAGUGUACCGUGCAAAACUACCUCCUCAUGGCGUUCGCCAUCCUCAUCAUGGUGACGAUCGGUGCAAAGUUCCUCGCUGCACUUCAACUCGGCGGCAAGCGCAACCCGGAGAUGCUGGACAAGUUCGUCAUCUGUCAAGUGCCUUGUUACACUGAGGGAGAGCAGUCGCUCAAACGGACAAUCGACUCGCUGGCUGUCCUCGAGUACGACGACAAGCGCAAGCUCAUCUUCAUUAUUUGCGACGGGAACAUUAUUGGUGCAGGCAACAAUCGAACAACGCCGCGUAUCGUGCUCGACAUCCUCGGCGUCGACCCCAAGCUGGACCCGGAGCCGCUCAUGUUCAAGAGUAUCGGUGACGGCAGCAAGAAGCUCAACUAUGGCAAGAUCUACUCCGGUCUGUACGAGUACGAGGGUCACGUCGUGCCCUACGUCGUCGUUGUCAAGGUUGGCAAGCCUACGGAGACGUCCAAGCCUGGUAACCGUGGCAAGCGUGACUCACAGGUGCUCCUCAUGCAGUACCUCAACCGCGUCCACUUUGACGCACCCAUGUGCCCACUGGAACUUGAAAUCUACCACCAGAUGCGCAACGUCAUCGGUAUCGACCCCACAUUCUACGAAUACAUCUUCCAAGUCGACGCCGAUACGACUGUGACGCCCGAGUCGCUGAACCGUCUCAUCUCGUGCACCACCGACGACUCGGCCAUCAUCGGUAUCUGUGGCGAGACGCGCCUCGAGAACGAGCGCGAGUCGUUGACGACAAUGAUCCAAGUCUACGAGUACUAUAUCUCGCACCACCUGACGAAGGCCUUCGAAUCGCUCUUCGGCUCGGUUACCUGUCUUCCCGGCUGUUUCUCGGUCUACCGCAUCCGUACCGCCGACAAGGGUCGCCCCGUCUUGAUCUCGUCCAUGAUCAUUGAUGAGUACUCUGAGCCUAAUGUCGACACGCUGCACAAGAAGAACCUCUUCUCGCUCGGAGAGGAUCGCUACCUCACGACUCUUAUGAUGAAGCACUUCCCGACCUACAAGAUGAAGUUUACACCCGACGCCAUUGCCCAUACCGUCGCGCCGUCGCGCUGGAAGGUCCUGCUCUCUCAGCGUCGUCGCUGGAUCAACUCGACUAUCCACAACCUCGUCGAGCUGCUCUUCCUCCCCGAGAUGUGCGGCUUCUGCUUGUUCUCGAUGCGCUUCGUCGUCUUCGUCGACCUGCUGGGUACCAUCAUCCUGCCAGCGACGUGUACGUACCUGAUCUACCUCAUCGUUGUGUGCGCGACCAAGGCUGCCCCGAUCCCCUACAUCUCCAUUGGCAUGAUUGCGGCCGUGUACGGUCUGCAAAUGAUCCUCUUCGUGCUCAAACGCGAGUUCAUGCUUAUCGGUUGGAUGUUCGUCUACAUUCUCGCCUUCCCGGUCUACUCGUUCUUCCUGCCCUGCUACUCGUUCUGGUCCAUGGACGACUUCUCCUGGGGUAACACGCGCCAGAUCGUCGGUGAGGGUAGCAGCAAGACGGUCGUGAUCGAGGACGAUGAGGUGUUUGAGGAGUCGACCAUCCCUUACCGCACCUUCAAGGAGUACGAGGCCAACGCGUGGGAGACAACCUCGCUUCCCUCAGACAUGGAGAAAGACGAGUACGCUCCAUCGCAAUCCUCGCGGGCGCGUGGACGCAAGCGCUUCGCACCUUCUGUGCACUCGAGCAACUCGCACUCUAACCUCGUCCCCGGCUCGGGCUACUCAUCGCGCGGGCCAUCCCCGCUCCCGCAGUACCCGCAGAUGGGUAUGGGCGGCGGCGACUGGCGCACGGGUAGCGUGUAUUCGCAACCGUUUGCGCCACCGCCCAUGGCGUUUGGGCCCAACCCAUUCGACUCUCCCGGCAUGGGCUCUGACAUGGCUUCCCUCCGCCCCCCAACCGUCUUCACGCAGGGCGGCAUGAUGGGUCCGGGCUACGGCAUGCGCGGCUCAACCUACUCGCUCGCUACGACAGCGAACCCCUUCCAGAGCGGCCCGGCGCCUAACACGGACCCCAGCCCAACGGACGAGACGGUGCUGUCGACGCUGCGCACCUACCUGAAUUCGCAGGAUCUGAUGACUGUCACGAAACGGUCAGCCCGCGAUGCCAUGUACGGACUAUUCCCCAACGCCAACCUCAAGGAGCGCGCGGCGUGGCUGAACGAGAACAUUGACAAGAUCUUGAGCGAGCCUUAGCCCGCCAGGGACACAGCAUCAUGCACCAUCCUUCCAUAGACUACAGUACGAAACGACACGACGCAAUGGACACUACUUCCGAUGUCGAGAGACGCACACCUUUCUCUAGC
Molecule: messenger RNA, 6145 nt
Organism: Cutaneotrichosporon oleaginosum
Lineage: Eukaryota; Fungi; Basidiomycota; Tremellomycetes; Trichosporonales; Trichosporonaceae
Cellular component (GO): cell septum; myosin complex; cell periphery
Molecular function (GO): ATP binding; cytoskeletal motor activity; chitin synthase activity
Source: RefSeq, a predicted model, not a curated record